AACAGUAAGCAGCCAGUGAAGAAUCCAGCCUGCCAAACAAGACUGAGUUUGGGGUCAGGAACCGGUCUGACAAGAGAAUGGCAGUCCUGCACGUAAACUGUCAAUAGGACUGUAUAUUUGAGGAUGAACCUACCAGAACACUGGUUCCAAAGUCGACACACCGAACAAGAGAAUGUCAAGACAUAUUUCAGGAGAUUGUGAGUGUCACUAAAGAUGUCCGAUAGAGUCGAUAUUGAAGAGAAACCGCCAGCCCCUCCCUUGAGAAUGAACAGUAGUUCCCGAGACUCUACAUCAGUGAAUCACGGCUCCAAACCUCUCCCAAUGGCUCCUGAAGAGAAGAACAAGAAGGUCCGCCUGCGCUCCAUCUUCCCUGGAGGAGACAAGACGAACAAGAAGAAGGAGAAGGAGCGCCCUGAGAUCUCCCUGCCCUCAGACUUUGAGCACACCAUCCAUGUUGGCUUUGAUGCUGUUACAGGGGAGUUCACUGGCAUCCCAGAGCAGUGGGCGCGGCUCCUUCAGACCUCCAACAUCACCAAGCUGGAGCAGAAGAAGAACCCUCAGGCCGUGCUGGACGUGCUCAAGUUCUACGACUCCAAAGAGACUGUCAACAACCAGAAAUACAUGAGCUUCACCCCCGGAGACAAGUCAGCACAGGGAUACAUAGCAGCCAACACUCUGAACCGACUGCUGUCGUCUGGGCCUCCUGUCAGCCUUAGAACCUGCAGUGCAUUAUUUGACAAGGGUGCAAAGACAUCUACAGACCCCCCUAUAGCACCCCCUGUGUCAGAGGAGGAGGAGGAGGAAGAGGAGGAGGAGGAGGAGGAGGAUGAUGACGAUGAGCCACCACCCGUCAUCGCACCUCGACCUGAGCACACUAAAUCUAUCUACACCCGCUCUGUCAUCGAGCCCUUGGCGCCUCCCACCCCUGUGAAGGAGGUCACAACCCCGCCAGAGUCCCAGGUCCAGCCGGAGAACACGUCCAGCACUCUGUACCGCCACACCGAUCGGCAGAGGAAGAAGUCCAAGAUGACAGACGAGGAGAUUCUGGAGCGACUUAGAAGCAUUGUGAGUGUGGGGGACCCCAAAAAGAAGUACACACGCUUUGAGAAAAUAGGACAAGGGGCAUCUGGCACUGUGUACACAGCCAUUGACAUUGCUACUGGCCAGGAGGUGGCCAUUAAGCAGAUGAACCUCCAACAGCAGCCUAAGAAGGAGCUGAUCAUCAACGAGAUCCUGGUGAUGAGGGAAAACAAAAACCCCAACAUAGUCAACUACCUGGACAGUUACCUGGUAGGGGAUGAGCUAUGGGUGGUGAUGGAAUACCUGGCUGGAGGUUCACUGACUGACGUGGUGACUGAGACCUGCAUGGACGAGGGCCAGAUCGCUGCAGUCUGCAGAGAAUGUCUGCAGGCUCUGGACUUCCUGCACUCCAACCAGGUGAUCCACAGAGACAUCAAGAGUGACAACAUCCUGCUGGGCAUGGACGGCUCAGUCAAGCUCACCGACUUUGGGUUCUGUGCCCAGAUCACCCCAGAGCAGAACAAGCGAAGCACCAUGGUGGGCACGCCCUAUUGGAUGGCACCCGAGGUCGUGACCCGUAAGGCCUACGGGCCCAAGGUGGACAUCUGGUCCCUGGGUAUCAUGGCUAUAGAGAUGGUGGAGGGAGAACCUCCCUACCUUAAUGAGAACCCUCUCAGGGCUCUGUACCUAAUCGCCACCAACGGGACUCCAGAGCUGCAGAACCCUGAGCGUCUGACCUCCGUGUUCAGAGACUUCCUCAACCGCUGCCUGGAGAUGGACGUGGACCGCAGAGGCUCAGCCAAGGAGCUCCUCCAGCAUUCAUUCCUGAAGUUAGCCAAGCCCCUGUCUAGCCUGAGCCCUCUGAUUGUAGCAGCCAAGGAGGCCAUAAAAAACAGCAGCCGCUAGAGGACGCCAUGUGUGCACACACAGAGCUGGACCCUGCUCCAUGGUGUUGUGUGACAGAGAGACAGCACAAGGACAGACCAGUAACCAACCCUCCUGCUGCCUCAUACAGGGGAUGGACAGCUGGCCUGCAGGGCCUCUCAGCAGUGGGACGCUGCUGCUGAACCGCCUGCCGCCUCCUCCUCUAGUCCUCCAGCGUUCUGUACAUGUGGAGCAGUCUGUCAGACGUCUGUUAGCGUGUGUGUAAACGUGUGUGUGUAAGAGUGUGUGCGUACGCGUGUGUUUGGCCUGUGAGGGGAGUAGAGGCUCCUAAACUAAAUACUAAAAAUAGAAAAUAUGAAGAAAAAAACCCCAAAAGCUCCUUUUCAAAAGGGAGAGACCCAGGAAGAGAGGCAGAACGUAACAGCACUGAGAUAAUGUGAUUCCUUCCUUGUCUGUCCAGCAAUCGCCUUGGUUCCCUUUCCCUUUCCAUCAGGCAUCUCCUGCAGUGAACCUUUUAUAUGGGACAAACUUGGGGACUCUGGACCCAGCAUAUGCCUGCAUGACUUUGUGCAUAUGUGAGAGAGAGAAAAGAAGGGAGGGAUAGAAGAGACAAACAUUCAAUCAAAGCCAGUUGGCUGUUGUACUCCAGGACAUGGCUGUUGUACUCCAGGACAUGGCUGUUGUACUCCAGGACAUGGCUGUUGUACUCCAGGACAUGGCUGUUGUACUCCAGGACAUGGCUGUUGUACUCCAGGACAUGGCUGUUGUACUCCAGGACAUAGCUGUAAUUUCACCCUAAAGUUGCUAGAUGUUUAGAGAUCUGACAUAGAGAAUGGCUUUGCCAGGGCUGCAGUGGAGGCUGAUUCAAUAACUACUGCGUAUCUGAUGGGCCACAAUGUGUUCAGAGUUCAAGUCACAAGUCAUAAAUCCCAUGUUAUUGGCUAAUUACCUUUAGUUAGUUGGGAUAGUCUACAGACAAAAAUUUGCUUGUUUUCUUUAGUUUUUUUUUGUUGGGGGGGGGGGCAGUGUUUGUCAAUGUUACCAUUUGUUUCACAUCAAUGAGCCUUACUUUUGCAUGCUUAACCUCUGAUCUGUGAAUUUACUUAGAUGUGUCAGAAGUAGAAGCCAUGCUUAGUGUGAAAAGCCAUUUGUUCAAGUGAGCACAAUCCCUGAGUUAGCGCAUAUGUUCAUCUGUCUAUCUGUUUGUCCGUCCAUGCUGUGUUUAUCCAGUUUUUUUAAUGGGAUGCUAUCAUUUAGCCUACCCCCUCUCAGUGGAAGUUAAGAGUUAUUGCUCCAGUGUCUUUUUGCUGAACGUUCUGAUGUGUGAGUUUGGUUGUGUCUGUUUCUAUAUGAGUGUUUCUGUGAGUUUUGGCUGUUUGGCAGGUUGGUGGAUGGGUGGGUGUUAAUCAUUUGCCCAUGAAAAGGUUUUUGGAUUGAAGACUGAGUGCCAAUUGAAUUGUCUUGCCUUGUCCAUUGGAAACUAGAGGGUCACAUUCCCCUUCACUUUGCCAUUCCUAUCAUCCCAUAGCAGAGGCUACUAGAAAACAAGUCUGGAAAGCUCUGCAGAUAAGUAUAGAAUGCUUAUUGAUUCUUCAUUCAAUAUCUUAGUAAUAACCAUCAACAUGGCAUCCUCCGUCUGGUCUAUAGUAGCCACAGCAUCCCUUAGGAUUGUACUGAAGUCCAGACCUGGGACAGAGAGAGUAGGCGACAGGAAAGACACUUGAGGGUCUAACCUGUAGUGUACACUACAGAGUGAUAUCAUUCCCUGAUCUCAGGGCUCUCACAGGGAGUCACUGACCACUGAUUUCAUGGGCUAUAUUCCAUGAGCUCACACUGUAUCCCUGGUAGAUGGUGUUGGGAGUGUGUAUGAAUGGGAGUGUGUGUGUAUGCAUGAGUGUCUUUGUAAGGGAGAGAGUGACCUCAGUCUGCACUAGAUACCACACUUGUUCUCCACCUUAACUCAGACUGUGUAGUGCAGGGUAGCUGCUCGCUCAUCCCUCCACCACGCAGGAGAGCGUCACACUGUCCAUUGCAAGGAGUACAUCACCGAUUUCAUGCAUGGGAAAACAAGACGUUAGUACAUUUUCCAAUUAGGCUAACAUUGUUAGGAUAUGUUUGUGUAUGUAAAUAGGAUGGGAUUAUUUUUAAAAAUCUGAGUUACGCAACUUCAAAAUGAAAGGAUAAUAUCCAGGUUGCUCUAUGGUAUUUAUUUAUAAAUGUUUUGCACCCUGGAAAUUGAAUGAGAAAAUAAAACACACUCCUGGAUGGAUGGAUCAUGCUUGGGCUGUGUCAGACAGUACUCCACCUGGACACAGAGCUGUCUCCAGCAGUCCCAUGUCUGUCUGUACGGAGCACUACUUCUGAGUGUGCCUGUGGCUGAGAGUCUUAGGGACCUCACAGAGACUAUCUGCCCUCUGACCUUUAGCCGCACCUCUAUGUACAGGCCUGAACUCUGAGCACAAAGAUGAACUCUAGGACAGCUAGCGACCUUGCCCCGCCCCUCCCCGCCGGCCCACUCCUCUUCCGCGGUCGAUCCUGUACAUUCCUAUCUUCUGAAUGUGUAAACCUGUACACGUGGUGUGAAAAUUCCUCCAUUAAUGAUUAUCAUGAGAACAGAACAAAGGCAAAAAAGUGUUUAUUUAAAAUUAUUAUUAUUAUUAUCUGGGUUUGUAAACUGCUGACCCAUCUGGUGAACCUCAGCAAGCCCCAUCUUUGGAAAAGGACAGAUGAGAAAAAGCAACUGGGGACAACUAAGGUUUUGGAUGAGCUAUUUUUAAUUGUGGAUAAAGCAACAUACUUUUUGGAAUUCUGAAUUGUGCAUGGCUGUGUCUUGAGUGUAAAACAACAAAAUACUGCAGUUUGGGAACUGAACUGAAAUAAAAAAAGAUAUACUUUU
Oncorhynchus kisutch (coho salmon) is the source of this 4801-nucleotide messenger RNA. RefSeq names its product serine/threonine-protein kinase PAK 3. The transcript has 16 exons. The coding region runs from base 214 to 1926 and encodes 570 amino acids. Gene Ontology annotation, molecular function: protein serine/threonine kinase activity; ATP binding. The record is from RefSeq and is a predicted model, not a curated record. NCBI's taxonomy places the organism in Eukaryota, Metazoa, Chordata, Actinopteri, Salmoniformes, Salmonidae. Gene Ontology annotation, biological process: protein phosphorylation.